AUGUUUCACCUAGCUCGCCAAAAACUUACUGAUGAGAACCAUUAUAAAAUUGAAAAGACACGAAGAAAGCAAAUUCCCGAACCUCUUCAUUUUAACAGAGAAAGGAAUUUGCCGAUCGCCACUAUAUUUGGCAAGAGAGGGUUUUUCGUAUUCCCAAGCGUACAAUCUUAUGACAUGUUCAAACGGACAAACUUCAAUCUCAGUGUUCUUGAUGCGGAUGGUGUAGGCGUUCCGCUAUUUCACAUUGUACAAAAUUACAACAUUAUAGGUCAAAUCGUGGGGAAGUCACCAAAUUUUACUAUUUUCAAGUACGUUUUACAAAGAGCGCAAGACCCACCUUUGUAUACCAAAAGUAAGGUUAUUUGCGAAGAUAAGGCCUUUCGUUUAUGCAAGAUACCAUUUUGUGAGAUCUACUCUCAAUUAAGUUUCCGAGAUACUAAGUACGAAUUUUUCUAUCCCUCCAGAAGUCAGUCUGUUAACAACUACCAAAUGGUUAGGCAAAAUAAUUUUCGUGAUUUGGAUGUUUGUUUGAAUGGUAUGAAUUUUUGUUGGCAUGUGAAAGUUCUAAGUGAUCAUUACCGAUUGAUGUAUCUAGACGAAAACACCCCCAGCGAUAGUCAAACAAAUAAACAAAAACAAACUCAAAGAAAAAUCGUUUCUCCUGAUUUUGUAGUUGGUCACUACAAAAGAGAUUUUUCCAAUAUUCUCCCCAGGUCUGUAGCAAAAUCCUCCAAUCUUAUUAUUGGAGAGAAUUCAAGAGCUGACUGCCUUGGUAUUAGUUCCGUUCCAGAAUUGACAGAGAUGCUUGCCUGCCAGGGGGCUCUAGUUGAAUACUUAGAACACAUAAGAAGGCGUAAAGAUGACAAAAAUAAUCUUAGAAUGUGA
This is a messenger RNA of Saccharomyces eubayanus, 885 nucleotides long. RefSeq lists its product as uncharacterized. The record is from RefSeq and is a predicted model, not a curated record. The transcript has a single exon. The coding region runs from base 1 to 885 and encodes 294 amino acids. Lineage: Eukaryota; Fungi; Ascomycota; Saccharomycetes; Saccharomycetales; Saccharomycetaceae.